This is a messenger RNA of Aspergillus pseudonomiae, 639 nucleotides long. Its product is annotated as putative nuclear distribution protein RO10. Gene Ontology annotation, biological process: cytoskeleton-dependent cytokinesis; protein deubiquitination. The record is from RefSeq and is a predicted model, not a curated record. Lineage: Eukaryota; Fungi; Ascomycota; Eurotiomycetes; Eurotiales; Aspergillaceae. Gene Ontology annotation, cellular component: dynactin complex; cytosol; nucleus. The coding region runs from base 1 to 639 and encodes 212 amino acids. The transcript has 2 exons.
AUGGGUCUCGAAAAUGAGGCAAUAGCCGGGGCGACGAUUGAAUUACUCGAGUCUCGCCUCCGGCGACUAACCUACCUUCUCACGGGCGACGCAAAUUGGACUGGUGUUCCCACCGCACCCGCGAAACCAGCUUCUUUAGACGACAGUGUCUCGCGCCGUCUUCUCAGCUUAGAGCGAGAGCUUGAGAGACUUAGUCGAAAUAUCCCCGCAGUGCGGGAUGUGCUUCUUCUCCAUGACCGCUUCCCCGAUCUCUUUCGCCCUACACCACCGCAAACGUUCCCAGAAAACCUGUCAACCCAGAAUCUCGCCUCAAUAGUGUUAUCGUAUGCCUCCGCGUUUCCAGAGACCGCCUCGCGACUCACAUCAUUAAAUGAUCUCCCGAUUCCGGAUACGCAGACAUCGGCCUCCCUCAUCCAGCUUCAGCCGCGAUUGGACCAAUUAGCGCAGGUGCAGGAGGAACAGGCGAAGCAGAUCUCAGAACUACGUGUACGGACAGCGCGAGCUUUACAGCGGUGGUAUGAGAUUGCUUUGGUUGGGGGUGGCGAAUGCUGGGCGGAAUGGGAAGGGCGCCUUGAGGAUGUUGAGCGGGAAGUAAAAAGGGAAGAAGUGGUGAGGGAGCGGAGGGCGAAAGAACUCUGA